Molecule: messenger RNA, 2465 nt
Organism: Sorghum bicolor (sorghum)
Lineage: Eukaryota; Viridiplantae; Streptophyta; Magnoliopsida; Poales; Poaceae
Product: aspartic proteinase PCS1
Exons: 1
Coding region: 660-2084 (474 amino acids)
Biological process (GO): proteolysis
Molecular function (GO): aspartic-type endopeptidase activity
Source: RefSeq, a predicted model, not a curated record
GGAAGAUGAGGGGCCAGUGGGCUGUGGUUGCACUCACUGUAUUGGUAGGUGUCCACUCUCCAGCUGUCGACCACGGGUUUCUCAACCGCAGGCAGGAUGAACUGGCGCGCGCUGCACGGCUGCACCGAAUACCAGGGGCCUUUUCGACAAAUCUAACGAGAGAUCAUGGCGAUUGGCGAGGCAGCUGCCUGAAACUGGAAGCCAUUCCCUCGCCUCCAAAACUCUCAGGUGUCCAUGGCGAUUGGCACGGCAAAUCGGGAGCGCGGGAUCCCCAGCCCCCAUGUCCAGGAGCCUGUCUCUAAAAAAAAGCUCCAGCUGCGCCACCUGGACGGACAGCCGUGUCCAUGAGGUUAUACUACCUGUAUUGAUGAGGUCGCCGAUCGACCGCUGCAUCGCAGAAUCGGAUGGGAGAAUAGAGACCGUGAAUGCGAGCACAGAGGAAACGUCGAAACGAGCACUCGAGGCCGGUGAAGACGCGAGAAUGCGAGAUGUGACACAGUGCAAGCGUAACUGCUGCGGAUACACCGAACCAGACGAAAAGCACUGACACGUGAUUCGUACGAAUGCCGGUGGAAAAGAGACGCUGACAUUAGCAGGAAGGCGGAGGCGCGGAGCCAGUGAGUGACGCACCAGUCAGCGGUGAGAGUAGUAGAAACUGCAUGCCAUUUGGUGCCAUGGACAUGGAGCCGAUCCUUCUUCUCUGCCUGUCUCUCCUUGCCCACGGGGCGGAGGCGGCGUGCAGAGAUGCCAGGUUCGAGGGGACAGUUCUUCCUCUGAGGGUGCAGCAGCUGGUGGUGGCGCCGCCUACACGGUCACCGGCGGCGAACAGGCUCCGGUUCCGCCACGACGUCAGCCUGACAGUGCCGGUGGCCGUGGGCGCGCCGCCGCAGAACGUCACGAUGGUGCUCGACACCGGCAGCGAGCUCUCCUGGCUGCUCUGCAACGGGAGCCGCGUGCCGUCCACACCGCCACAGCCACAGGCUCCCGCGGCGUUCAACGGGUCGGCGUCGUCCACGUACGCCGCCGCGCAUUGCUCGUCGUCGCCCGAGUGCCAGUGGCGCGGGCGCGACCUCCCCGUCCCGCCGUUCUGCGCCGGGCCGCCGUCCAACUCCUGCCGCGUGUCCCUCUCCUACGCCGACGCCUCGUCUGCCGACGGCGUCCUGGCUGCCGACACGUUCCUCCUCGGCGGGGCGCCGCCCGUGCGCGCGCUCUUCGGCUGCAUCACCUCCUACUCGUCCUCCUCCACUGCCGACGGCAACGGCAACGGCAACGACGCCAGCGCCACCAACUCCUCGGAGGCGGCGACGGGGCUCCUCGGCAUGAACCGGGGCAGCCUGUCCUUCGUAACGCAGACUGGCACCCUCCGCUUCGCCUACUGCAUUGCCCCAGGGGACGGGCCCGGCCUCCUCGUCCUCGGCGGCGACGGCGACGGCGCCGCCCUGUCGGCGGCACCGCAGCUAAACUACACGCCGCUGAUAGAGAUGUCUCAACCGCUGCCGUACUUCGACAGGGUGGCCUACUCCGUGCAGCUGGAGGGCAUCCGCGUGGGCGCCGCGCUGCUGCCCAUCCCCAAGUCCGUGCUCGCGCCGGACCACACGGGCGCGGGCCAGACCAUGGUGGACUCGGGCACGCAGUUCACGUUCCUCCUCGCCGACGCCUACGCGCCGCUCAAGGGCGAGUUCCUGAACCAGACGAGCGCGCUCCUGGCCCCGCUCGGCGAGCCCGACUUCGUGUUCCAGGGCGCGUUCGACGCCUGCUUCCGCGCGUCGGAGGCGCGGGUGGCCGCGGCGACGGCGAGCCAGCUGCUCCCGGAGGUGGGCCUCGUCCUCCGCGGCGCGGAGGUGGCGGUCGGCGGGGAGAAGCUCCUGUACAUGGUGCCCGGCGAGCGUCGCGGUGAGGGCGGCUCCGAGGCGGUGUGGUGCCUGACGUUCGGGAACUCGGACAUGGCGGGCAUGUCGGCGUACGUGAUCGGACACCACCACCAGCAGAACGUCUGGGUGGAGUACGACCUCCAGAAUAGCCGCGUUGGCUUUGCGCCCGCGCGCUGCGACCUCGCCACCCAGCGCCUCGCCGCCCGAGCAUAGGCUUCGGUAGCAUUGAUUGAUGGCACGCAGCAGCAGGGCACGAAAUCGUUGGUAGAGACCAGGUAUUAGAGAUGGUCUCUCCGAUCACCUGCUGCUGUACGUGGUCAACUUUGUAUUACGCGAUCAAGUAUACAAGUCGGUGACAAGCUGAUAUACACAUAGACAUAGCUAUGGAUACUUUUUAUUAUGCGAUCAGGUAUACAUACAAGUCGGUGACAAGCUGAUAUGGAAAUAGUUAUUAUGAUGAAUAUUUAUUCACUCCGGUCACAAACAGGAGUAAGCAAAUGUCUUCGAGCUAUAUAAAGUUCAAUGUUCCAAAUUAACUUUAACUACACUUUUUUUUUACAUGUUAAAAGUUUGAAUGCGACAUGAAUAGCGCAA